AUGGCCUCGCGCCACCUGUCGAUCGCCGCCGCCAGCCACCGCAGGCCCACCGGGGCCCAGAUCGGGCCCGCCCCGGGCCAGAUCGGGCCCGAGCCUCGCCGCCCGCCGCCUCCAGCGUCGGCGCCCCGCCACUAUCGCGCCUCCACCACUGCAGUCCAGCGCUGGCCCCCUCCUUCCCCAUCGCCGGCACCCCCGCCGCCGCCGCCCUGGAGCAGGAGUUGCCUCCUCCGCCGCCUCACUCCGGCGUCGCGCCGCCCGCCCCCCCGCGCCCGACCUCGCCGCCGGGAGCCUCGCCCCCCGCCGGUAUCCGCGUCACUGGCACCGCCCCGCAGCUCCCCGCCGCCUCGCCGCACUGAAGCUCGCCGGAACGCGCCGCCCUCCAUCGGCGCGCCACGGAUCCGGUCGGGCCGGACCUCGCCGACGUCCUCCCGGCCUUCCCCGCGCCUCCCCGUCAUUCCGCUCCUCGCCGGAGUUGCCGGAGCUUCGCCGGAGCUCAGAUCGGGAUCGGGACCAGAUCCACCGGUCCCCGAUCCAAACGCCACGCCCGAUCCCGCACCGACUCAUCCUCUCUCGACGGACCGGGAGGACCUGGACACCGUCAUUAAGGAUGUGGCCAAGAACGCUGCGGCGGAGGCCGAGAAGAUUGCCGCCGAGGAGGCUGCCAGGGGCGCUGCUGAGGACGCCGCAAAGGGGCCUGCCGGGGAGGCCGGCCAGGCCACCGCUGAGGGGGGCGGCACGUUGAGCACCAGGACACCCGUCGAGGGAGAGGAGUUCGGCAACGAAGUGCUUGCCGCCGCCGGGCUCGAGGUCGUCGGCGAGCCGAGCGUUGGUGGCGACGGCCCCCAGGAGGAGCGGUUGCUCCAGGCCAUGGGCGCCAGCUUCCGGAAGCUCCAGGUGCUCUAG
Molecule: messenger RNA, 903 nt
Organism: Aegilops tauschii subsp. strangulata
Lineage: Eukaryota; Viridiplantae; Streptophyta; Magnoliopsida; Poales; Poaceae
Source: RefSeq, a predicted model, not a curated record